AUGUCUGUGUCUAGCCAAACAAGACGCUUUAUCAGAACAAGCUGUUCCCAAAAUACCGAAACCGAGUCAAACUUGCCGGUUCCUAGCCGGCAGCGGCAGUCACGAAAAGAUGAGGCCAUUCGGAAGAAGAUUGAGCAGGAACUAUCGCGCAAGAAGUCAGGACUACCUAGGGCUCGCCAGACCAAAAAGGUUGCUGGGACUGUAUCUUGUCUUCAGCCAUCUCAGGCUCUGACAGUAAAAGAGACCAUGACAGUAAUAGAGGCUGCACAAUUGAUGGCUGCAAAAAGAUGCGACUGUGUAUUGGUGGUUGAUGAAGAAGAGAGAUUGAGUGGUCUAUUUACAGCAAAGGACAUCACAUAUCGAGUUGUUGGAGAAGACAAAGAUCCAAGGGCCAUCUUGGUUUCUGAGAUAACUACAAGAAACCCCAUGUGUGUCACCUCAGAUACGUCUGCACAGGAUGCACUCCAGCUGAUGGUGUCUCGGGGCUUUCGUCACUUGCCUGUAUGCAAUGAUGAAGGAGACGUGUUUGGUUUGCUCGAUAUCACGCAAUGUCUUAAUGAAUCCCUAGAUAAACUAGAGCGCUCGUUUAGUCCUCCUUGCAAGCCGAUUGAUACCUUGAGUCAGGAAGCUGCGGAUGGUAACGGAUCCCCAAGUCCGCUUUCACCUCAGCCAACGAACGCUUUGGCCGAGUCGGGGAGGCCCAAGCGAAUCUGCUCGGAUCUGGCUAGUGUUAUGACACCCUCUGUUCCGGUGCAGGUCUCAGCCAAGACUCAUGUAGAUACCGUUGCUAAACUUAUGAAAGAGUAUCAAACAACUGCCUGUGUGGUUGUUGAUUCUAGAGGACUAGCCGGGAUUAUUACUUCAAAGGAUAUUGUUUUAAGAGUAAUUGCAGCCGGUUUAAUUCCUGCAGAUUGUUCAGUUGUGCGAGUUAUGACACCACGCCCGGACAUUGCUUCCUCUUCAUUAAGUUUAAUUGAGGGACUAAAGAAGAUGAAAUAUGGAAACUAUCUUCAUUUACCAGUCAUUGACGGAGAGAAUACCACAGUUGGUUUAGUGGAUGUUCUGGGUCUGACGGGGGCUGUGCUUGAACAGAUCCACACAGCUGUAGAAGGUACCGAAGUACCCAAAUUCUGGAGAGAUAGGGUCUCACCAUUAGCAGCAUUAUCAACAAGAACAAGAAUUGAAGGACCAACCGAGACUUCGGCUGUAUCCGACGGAAUACCUCAGUCUGGUAGGUCACCUAUGUCACCCAUGCCAACAGCAAUUGUCCCACUUGAGCCUAGUCGGUCAUACCAGUCUGCCUAUGCUUCAGUAUUUCAAGUCUCGGACCUCAACUAUGACCUCCAUUCAGACCUCCAUUCAGACCUUCACUCUACCGUGUCUUCGAAUACUCAGGGCACUUUUUUGUUCAAAUUUGAAUGGGAUUCAAAUGUUUAUCGGUUCAGAUCCGGCGGAGCUAAUCUGUCUGCAAUUUACGAUAAUGUAUUCCGCAAAAUAUCUGAUGGAGUUCCGGUUGAAGGGCUUACACUUGCCUAUCUGGACGAUGAAAAUGACAAGGUUCUGAUGACUCAUGACAGCGACCUUGUAGAGGCCAUUGUGCUAGGUCAAAAACUAGGUCUUGACAGAGUACGCCUGUUUGUCAACUACCCACGCGCCACGAACACGAACAUGAACACGAACACGGAUGAAGUAAAAAGUAACGAUAGUGUGGACUGCGGUGCUUUAGGCUUGGAUAAGACUGAGUUGGCCACCCACGGACGACCAUCCCAACCGCACGACAUUAAACUUAACGGAGUUUCUUCGCAACAACAACAACAACAACAACAACAACAACAACAACAACAACAACAGCAGCAGGAACAACAACAGGAUAAAGAGCACGUAACACAUAAAAAUUGUACAACUACCGGAUUUGUGACACAGGAGUUAUUUUUACCUACCGCAAUAAUGUUCUUGGGUUUUGUGAUUUUAGGUGUAUUUUCCAUGGUCAAGGUGUCGACCGUACAUGGUAGACUUCGUUAA
Messenger RNA from Phycomyces blakesleeanus NRRL 1555(-), 2022 nucleotides. RefSeq lists its product as hypothetical. Bases 1 to 2022 code for a protein of 673 amino acids. The transcript is spliced from 8 exons. The record is from RefSeq and is a predicted model, not a curated record. Gene Ontology annotation, molecular function: protein binding. Lineage: Eukaryota; Fungi; Mucoromycota; Mucoromycetes; Mucorales; Phycomycetaceae.